Messenger RNA from Nelumbo nucifera (sacred lotus), 1442 nucleotides. RefSeq lists its product as uncharacterized. The record is from RefSeq and is a predicted model, not a curated record. NCBI's taxonomy places the organism in Eukaryota, Viridiplantae, Streptophyta, Magnoliopsida, Proteales, Nelumbonaceae. Gene Ontology annotation, biological process: transmembrane transport. Gene Ontology annotation, molecular function: transmembrane transporter activity. Gene Ontology annotation, cellular component: membrane.
UCUUUUUUCUGUUAAUUCUUCUUUUUCCUCAUUGAAAGACUGUUCUGCUCUGAUUCCCGCCAUGAACAGGUGGGGAAGCAAGGAGACCUUGAGAAUUCUGUACAUUCUAUUUCUGGGCCAGGUCGUUUCUCUCAACCUCGCCUUCACUGCCCUCACUGCAUCUCUUUUGGCUGAUAUCGGUGUCGAUGCGCCUCUUACGCAGUCAUUCUUCACCUAUCUAUUACUAGCUUUGGUAUACGGUGCCAUUCUUUUGUAUCGGCGUCAAAAGCUGCAGGUUCCUUGGUAUUGGUACAUUCCUCUGGGAUUUAUUGAUGUUCAAGGAAAUUAUCUUGUAAUUAAGGCAUUCCAAUACUCUUCAAUUACUAGUGUGACGAUAUUGGAUUGCUGGACCAUACCCUGGGUCAUUAUUCUCACAUGGAUCUUCAUAGGAACACGAUAUUCCUUGUGGCAGUACCUGGGUGCAGCUGCGUGUGUCAUAGGGCUUGGUUUGGUGCUGCUAUCAGAUGCAGGGGUGGGCGGUGGAGGUGGGGAGAAACCCCUACUGGGUGAUGUACUUGUUAUCGCAGGGACCCUUUGUUAUGCAAUGAGCAAUGUUGGUGAGGAAUACUGUGUUAAAAAGAAAGAUCGUGUUGAAGUAGUUGCAAUGCUUGGUGUCUUUGGAUUGCUGGUCAGUAUAUGUCAGAUAUCGAUGAUUGAGAGGAAGGAUCUCGAAGCAGUCCAGUGGUCUACAGAUAUUAUAUUGCUUUUUGCUGGCUAUGCACUGUCAACUUUCAUAUUCUACUCAAUUGUUCCCUUUGUUUUGAAGAUGAGUGGAGCCACGAUGUUCAAUCUCUCUCUUCUCACAUCAGAUAUGUGGGCAGUACUCAUUCGUAUCUUUAUUUACCACCAAAAGGUUGAUUGGCUAUAUUAUCUUGCUUUUGGUGUCGUGGCUCUUGGACUUGUCAUCUAUUCAGUAACUGAGAAAGAUCCUGUUCCAGCAACAGCUAUUGAGGAUGGCAACCCUAAUAUCCACUACCAACCUCUCAAUGAAGCAAAUGAAGAAUCUAGUAAUGAGACCUUCACUACAUGAAGAGCAGGACUGUAAAGUUUCAGUAAUUAUCAGAGCUCCACAUUCUGAAAAAAAAAAAAAAAAAAAAAUCUUCUCAGAAGUCAUAAUUCAAGCCCCCUUCCCCCAAUAGUUUCUCUCUAAAAUUGAAUUGGCUUCUGAUAACAAAAGUUGUCCUAUUGAGGGUCUACUUUGUGCCUUAUUGGAGAAGUGUAAAAGCUCAUGCUUUGUAGAUUUAUAAUUGUUUAUGUAGUGGGAUUUGAGGAAUUAUAGCUAUGAACUGGAGUCAGAUAAAUUAGCAAUUUCAAUAAGCUAAUGGAUUGGAGAGAUCAGUAAUAUUAUCUGAAAGACUGAUCCAUCAACUAAUAUCUUGAGUCAGAGUUUUCUUAUGUCUUUA